AUGACGUUCGUUUCGGGAGGAGGAUCUCACCGUUUUCUUUGUCUCGCGGUGAAAGUGGAAGAUACCGGAAGAAGACCUUCUUCUUCUUCUUCUUCUCGUGGUCGCGACAAGAAAACAGCGGUAACAGUUGGGGAGAGAAAAGGCAAACGACGACCGCGGAGUAAAACGACUGCCUCGACGAACAAUAAUAGUAAUAAUUCGAACGGCAACAAAAACGCGUCAAAAGAUUUAGAACUGCCAGAGCUGUUAUUCGGCGCCGCGUCGACGUCGUUCGCGUUGACCGUGGAUGCAAUCACCUCUGGUCUCGAUUUCGUCCAAAAAGUCACCUCGACUGAGAAACCUUCGAGUAAAUAUCCGCCCGGGCCGGAUUUCGAUAGCGCUUUCGAGAUGGGACAAAAUCCGCUGAAGUUUAUAGAGAAAGUGAAGAGCAGGUACGGUCCCGUCGCUGGCUUGCGGUUGGCUGGGGAAAACGUGAUUUUAGUCUCCAAACCGAGCGUGGCGAAACAGGUUUUAAUCGACGACGAGGCGAGCUUUACGAAGAAAGGAACGGCGUUUUUCCCGUCCAGUCGAUUGGCCGGAGAUGGUUUGUUAGUGACGGAUGGGGACGUGUGGAGAUCGCAGAGGAGAUUAUCGAAUCCGGCGUUUCGAAAAGCCGCGGUGGAAACGUACGCGAAAGCGAUGAAUGAGUGCAUCGAGGAAACCAUUCGCACGCGAUGGCGAACAAACGGAGAGAGGGAUAUUUACGAGGAUUUUAACGAGGUGACGUUACAAGUAGUCUGCAGGACGUUAUUUGGAGAAGAUGCGGUUGGAACGAAAGGGAAGGAAAUUGUGGAUUCAAUUCGAGUCGCGUUCGAGUAUUUCGCAAAGAGAAGCAGCGGGAUUGAGAUGAUUUUACCGGAAUGGUUUCCUCUACCCUCGAAUAUCUCGUUCAACGACGCGGUGGAUCGGCUCGAUAACGCCGUCUACGCAAUCAUCGAUAAACGAUUAGCAGAGAUGGAGGAGCCGUGUUUCAUAGCUUGUGCGACGCAAGAGAUGGAUUUACUAGACCGAUUAUUAUCGGCGUCGUUGGACGAUUUAGUCGAAGACGAGGAAGAUCGAGUGUUGAAAGGAGCGAUGGCGAGCUCCUCUAACAACGACGACGAAGACGACGCCGUCACCAAUACUAACAGAAAGAAAAUGUCCAGGAAACAACUUCGCGACGAAGUGAUGACCUUAAUCGUUGCCGGUCAAGAAACCUCCGCGAUCGUGUUAUCGUGGGCGGUGGCGUUUGUCGCCAAAGACGAAAGUUUUGGCGAACGCAUCGCGAAAGAAGCGACGGAAGCGCGCAUUUUAGCCUCCAAAAGGUUGAAGAAAAUCCCCUUAGAAAAAGAACAAGAAGAAUGCACGAUCGCGGAAGAAGUCAUCGACGACGACGGUAACUGCAAAGAACCAGACUCGGAAACAAUUAUCGCGCAAACCGAGUUGACGUUUGAAUCCAUCAAAGACUUACCGUUCACCGAGGCGAUCAUUUUAGAAACCAUGCGUCUGAAACCGCCGGCGUACAUAGUCGGUCGCUCAAACUCCAUCUCGGACGUGCACUUGGACGAGAAUAACAAAUACGACAUCCCGCGAGGCUCUACAAUCCUCGUCAGUCCGUACCUCGCUCACCGCGACGGUCAAUACUGGAGUAAACCGAACGAGUUCGACCCGAACCGAUGGCUCGCCCUCGACCCGGAAACGAACCAACCGUACGCUCGAACCGCUUUACGAGGCAUGGGGUACAAAAACACCUACUUCCCGUUCGGCGCGGGCCCGCGCGCGUGCAUCGGCGCGCAAUUCGCCAUGUUAGAAGCGAUCAUUCUCCUCGCGUGUUCCUGCGAAAAGAGACGGUUUGAUUUACCCGAUGAUAUUGAUACGAACAACAACAACAACAACAACAACAACAACAACAACUCACCCGGUACGAAAGGCGGCGGGUUUCCUAAAGACGCCGCUGGAAUCACGUUGCGGCCGGAGAGUCCGGUGAGGAUGAAAGUUUCCGCCAUCCGGAGGAAAAAUCUUUAA
This is a messenger RNA of Bathycoccus prasinos, 2043 nucleotides long. Its product is annotated as cytochrome P450. The record is from RefSeq and is a predicted model, not a curated record. Gene Ontology annotation, molecular function: monooxygenase activity; heme binding; iron ion binding. The transcript has a single exon. Bases 1 to 2043 code for a protein of 680 amino acids. Lineage: Eukaryota; Viridiplantae; Chlorophyta; Mamiellophyceae; Mamiellales; Bathycoccaceae.